AUGCCUGAGGAUCGCCCAAACCAUUGGGCGAUUCGCCAAUGGCCUCGGGCUCGCCCAACAUCAAAUGUGCCAAGUGCUGAAGGAGUGCAACUAUUUCUGCGUUGUGAGCUUGCUCGAGAGAGAAGUUCAGAACCAAAUUUUGGCUGCUUUGUGCACGUAUUGGCUGAACUACCUAGAAGUGACAUGAGUGAUGAAGAAAUGAAUGACAGUCAAGCAGGUCAUCGAGACGGCAUUGAUGACAUCAAUAGUGUCUACAACCCGGAUCAGUCGGGUGGAAGGGGCGCAAUUUGCAUCCUACAAACUUAUGGGAAUGCGAUUCUUGAUUCGGUUAAUAAAGGAGCAGCUGACCAGUUGGUACGAGGAGGAAUAAUGUUUCAAUCAUUUGAGGUGGCUUCAUUUCUUCUAGAUGACAUGACUAGAAUAAAUCAAGUGUGGUAUACCAAAGAAGAUCACAUCUCUCCAUUUCAGUUUAGAUUAACACAAGAACAAUUGGAUAAAGAGAAAGAGAGGGAUGAAAACAUCAAGAAAAUGUUGACCCAAAUGGAAGUUCUACAGGAGCAUAUGAAGGGAACAUGUGGAGUGUUCAGAGUUGAGGAGGGUUCAUUCUCAAGCUAUUCAAAUCCUAUGGAGAAUCAAGGUUGGAACUCCAAAACAUGUGAGGAGGGUUUCUACCCACGCUAUUGGCAGCGAGGUGGAAACCAAGGUUGGAACCAUCAUAAGGAAGUUGAGCAAAGGAGGUGCCAUCAAGAUUUGUCCGAACAAUAUGAGCACUGGAGAAGAGAGGAUGAAUAUGAAGAGAACCACACUCAUUCAAGUGAAAGCCCAAAAUCAAGGGGGAGUGCAAAUAGCCCUCGUGUUAAUGAUUUGCUUACACGCAUUCUUGACAAAGUUGAAGGCUUGGAUGAUUUAUUGAAAGGGAUGAAAGAUGACUUCUCAUCCUUGAACAAUAAAGUAAACUCACACGGAGAUGCAAUCAAAAUCCUUGAAGGUCAAAUGGGUUUACGUACAAUGCAAUUGAAACAAAGGAUGGAGGCAAAUGAUGAAGACAGAGGGCAAGCUUUUGUUACUCGGAGCAGAAAAGAAGUAAAAGGUGAUCUGAUGGGAAAUGAGGAAGUGCAUAUUCAAAAUGAAAGAAAAGAUAUGGAGGAUGAACAAAUAACCAUCCCACAAUACAACACAAUGGGGCCACAAAGUGAUGUAGAGAAACAAAAGUCAUGCCUAAAAGUCAAGCAACCUUUACCCAAAAUACCUAUUCCAUAUCAACAACGCCUUAAGAAGAAGAAUGAGGAUGAAAAAUUCAAGAAAUUUUUAUCGGUAUUCAAGACCUUAUCAAUUAAUCUCCCUCUAGUUGAAGCAUUGUUGGAAAUGCCCGGUUACGCCAAAUUCAUGAAGGAGUUAGUCACAAAAAAGGAGCUUGGAUUUUGA
Molecule: messenger RNA, 1425 nt
Organism: Solanum tuberosum (potato)
Lineage: Eukaryota; Viridiplantae; Streptophyta; Magnoliopsida; Solanales; Solanaceae
Exons: 4
Coding region: 1-1425 (474 amino acids)
Source: RefSeq, a predicted model, not a curated record